CCUAAAAGUGAGAGAAAAGCUUGCGCGGUCGUCGUCGGUUGGCGGCCAGAAAGGAAACACAGUUCGUCGUUUAUAGUCGGGAGUCUGGUCUGCGGGCUAGGAUCCCGUGCCCUCGGCCGUAGCUAUCCUUGGAAGAGGAGCAUGCCCUACUAUUUUUGAGGCAUGGAUCAGUGUGGACCAUCGCGGACGAACCGGACGAAUGUCAUGGAAGGCGUCGGAUCGCGCGUGAUCCGAGGUCCCGACUGGAAAUGGGGCAAACAGGACGGCGGAGACGGACAUCUGGGCACCGUGCGAAAUUUCGAGUCAUCGGAAGAAGUUGUCGUCGUCUGGGAUAACGGCACGGCGGCCAACUACCGCUGCUCCGGAACGUACGAUCUCCGCAUCGUUGACAGCGCACCCACAGGCAUCAAGCACGAGGGAACCAUGUGCGACACCUGUCGGCAACAGCCCAUCUUUGGAAUCCGGUGGAAGUGUGCUGAGUGCUCCAACUAUGACCUCUGUUCCAUGUGCUACCAUGGGGACAAGCACCAACUUCGGCACCGCUUCUUCCGCAUCACUAACCCAGGCAGCGAACGGGCACUUAUGGAGCCUCGUCGUAAGAGCAAGAAGAUGGGAGUCCGCGGCAUGUUCCCCGGAGCGAGAGUCGUCCGAGGCGUCGACUGGCAGUGGGAGGAUCAAGAUGGCGGUAACGGGCGCCGGGGGAAGGUCACCGAGAUCCAGGACUGGAGUGCAGCUAGUCCUCGUAGCGCCGCUUAUGUGGUGUGGGACAAUGGGGCCAAGAACCUCUACCGCGUUGGCUUUGAAGGCAUGGCUGACCUCAAAGUUGUGAACGACGCAAAGGGUGGCACAGUCUACAGGGACCAUCUACCCCUCUUAGGAGAACAGGGCCCUGGUCGUUCCGGAGGUGUGGGCUUCCAAGUGGGUGACCAAGUGAACGUAGACCUGGAUCUAGAAAUUGUUCAAUCACUUCAGCACGGCCAUGGCGGGUGGACAGAUGGAAUGUACGAGUGUCUAGGAACAACAGGCACAGUGAUUGGAGUUGAUGAAGACCAUGACAUAGUGGUCUCCUAUCCAAGUGCAAACAGGUGGACGUUCAACCCAGCUGUGCUAACUCGUGUCAACACGGCACCGACUGCAUCGACAUCGUCGGCAAGCGGCAGCGGCACAGGGGACUCGGCCUCAUCGCAGCAGUUUGCUGUCGGGGACCUGGUGCAGAUCUGCAGCGACCUCGAGCGCAUCAAGAUUCUCCAGAGGGGUCAUGGAGAGUGGGCGGAGGCAAUGGCUCCUACACUGGGCAAGAUAGGCAGAGUCCAGCAGAUUUACCAUGACAAUGACCUCAAAGUCGAGGUCUGUGGCACGUCUUGGACCUACAACCCUCUCGCUGUCACAAAGAUGUCAUCAGACGGUGCUGUUGCCGGUGUGUCCAGCGGUGAACGCCUGAGCGCUUUGCUCAAGAAGCUGUUUGAGAACCAUGUCUCCGGAGAUGUGAACGAGGAACUGGUCAAGGCGGCGGCCAACGGCGACGCUCAGAAGUGCGAGGAAAUUCUGAAGCACCCUGAAGCCAACGUGAACGGGGUGUUUGCGAGUCAUACCGCCCUCCAGGCUGCCAGCCAGAACGGUCAUGUGGAGGUGGUCAAGAUCCUCCUGCGCCAUAGUGCCGAUGUUGAGAUUGAGGACAAAGAUGGUGACCGUGCCGUGCACCACACCGCCUUUGGAGACGAGCCGAGCGUGAUGGAGCUUCUAGCUCGUGCCGGUGCCGACCUGAAUGCGCGCAACAAGCGUCGCCAGACUCCCCUGCACAUUGCAGUGAACAAGGGCCACAUGGGCGUCGUCAAGACCUUGCUCGACCUGGGCUGCCACCCUAGUCUGCAGGACUGCGAGGGGGACACACCGCUCCACGACGCCAUCAGCAAGAAGCGGGACGACAUGCUUACCCUCCUCCUCGACCACAACGCGGACAUCACGCUCACCAACAACAACGGCUUCAACGCCCUUCACCACGCGGCACUCCGAGGCAACCCAAGGUAUGCUUCUGCGUUUGCGCAAGCCCUAAUAUUUGCUCGGUGCAUCUUUCUUUCCCUUCGGCAAUUCGCGAACAGGAGACUACGGACGCGCGCCUCAAGUUCAACCACAAGACGAGAAACGGCGAAAUUGAAUCUUUUGGAAAUGACUCGAGUUAUGUGCCUCCGUCGAUACACAAUGUUGUGCAGUUUAUAUAUUCAUGUAUUUAUUUAUUUAUUUAUUUAUUUAUUUACUUAUGUCAUGCUUGCUUCGCACUUGCGGGCAUUACAGGAAGGAAAUUACCAAAAACAUCUUAUAUACCAUCAGACGUGAAAGGCGGGGAGAAUAAUUGUCAUUCACAAUAUGAACAACAUUGCUGUAAGUAUGUUUCCUCUUCUAGGGGUCACAAAAAAAGAAAGAAAGAAUAUCAAAAUGUGUCUGUUCUAAAAAAAAACUCACGAUCCUUCUUUACACGGCGACAUCUCUUCGAGGCUUACGAUGUUUACCCUAUUUGCCUUUUCGCAGUCCACUUUACGAGUAAUAAGCAGCGUGCAAAAAUUUUUGCCAUAAGCUUCGUCGACGUCUUGUUUCCUUUUUUUCAUUCUUUUUAGCCCCGAUAACUUAAUUUUGCUUUCUCUUAUGCUUCG
Messenger RNA from Dermacentor andersoni, 2648 nucleotides. The record is from RefSeq and is a predicted model, not a curated record. Lineage: Eukaryota; Metazoa; Arthropoda; Arachnida; Ixodida; Ixodidae.